Molecule: messenger RNA, 766 nt
Organism: Cololabis saira (Pacific saury)
Lineage: Eukaryota; Metazoa; Chordata; Actinopteri; Beloniformes; Belonidae
Gene: crygs2
Product: crystallin, gamma S2
Exons: 3
Coding region: 103-627 (174 amino acids)
Biological process (GO): visual perception; lens development in camera-type eye
Molecular function (GO): structural constituent of eye lens
Source: RefSeq, a predicted model, not a curated record
GCGGGGGUAUAAAAGGCACAGGCUGAAAGGCCGAAGCGACACCGAGACCUCAGCUGAGCCUCCACCAUCACCACCGAGGCAAUCCCAAACAUCACAUCCAAGAUGGGCAGGAUCAUCUUCUACGAGGACAAGAACUUCCAGGGCCGGCGCUACGAGUGCGACAGCGACUGCUCAGACUUCCAUGCCUACCUGAGCCGCUGCAACUCCAUCCGGGUGGAGAGCGGGGCCUGGGUGGUGUACGAGAGGCCCAACUACAUGGGCUACCAGUACGUCCUGACCAGGGGAGAGUACCCAGAGUACCAGCGCUGGAUGGGGCUCAACGACCGCCUCAGUUCCUGCAAGAUGAUCCACUUUACCAGUGGGACCCAGUACAAGAUGCAGCUGUAUGAGAAGGCCGACUUUGGGGGCCAGGCCGUGGAGGCCGUGGAGGACUGCCCCUCGCUCCUGGAGAAGUUCCGCUGGAGGGAAGUCAACUCCUGCAAGGUGUACGACGGCUGGUGGGUCUUCUACGAGCACCCCAACUACCGCGGGCGCCAGUACUUCCUGGAGAAGGGCGAGUACCGCAAACCUGGUGACUGGGGGGCCGUCAGUCCAACAGUUCAGUCCUUCAGGCGCUUCACUGAAUGAUUGAAACCAAUUGAACGUAAAAAAAAAGCAUGAGCUAUAUCAGGGCAUUAAGAGCUGACAUCUGACUAUGACUCUCUUUGGCCUAUGUUGUGAUUUUGAGCUGAGGUUUCAAAAAAAUAAAACUGUCCAGCAAAGCAGA